UCGCUGUCUUUACCUGCCCCCCUCCCCUGGCAGCCUCCUUUACUCGCAGCCUUAUCUCCCUCCCGAUCGCUUGCCAAUCACAGCUUUGUUUCAAUACCCCCUUCCCUCUUUCUAAAAAAAAGGGGGGGAAAGCACGAUCUGUUUUUUGCCCCUGGGCAAUUCGGCUCCAGGGACCACGCAUUCGUUCCAUAAGACACACAGACAUAGAACUAGUCUAAAUCUGGCAGGAACUUUUGACAGUACCCUGCUUGUCUGUGCAUGACUUUCAACAAGGCGCCAGCAGAAAGGCACUAACUGGAAGGUUGCGCCCCAGAGUUCACUUUACUUAGAAGUAAGCCCUGCUUCAGUCAGUGGCCCUUGCUCUCUGGGGUAAGCAUGCAGCGGCAUGUGUGCUGAACAUUGGUUGAGGCAGGAGAGAAACCAGGGGAAAGCUUGGCUGUCUAGAUUAAGAAGUGCCUUGCCUGACACAUCAGCUGAAAGGCUGCUGUGGGGCAAGCAGGGGGAGCAGAGGGUGGGGCGUUAAAAAGCUGUGAUGUGCACAGGCUGGGUUGUGUGUUGCCCUCUGAAUCCUAGCCAAAAUGCUCGAGUUCUAAAGUUUCAAGAAUUCUAAGCAGAAUCAGACUGCUUCACACAGGUUUGCUGCAUGUCAUGCAAAGCCAUACUAAAUGUGUGGUUUUCCAGAAAUGUAUUGAAUUGGAAAAUGAGCCAUGAAAGUAAAUGUCAUUCUUGAAUUGAGCAUCUUGAUCUUCACCUAUGAAGAAUGUUAAGGACAGUGUUCUCAACACUUUAAAUUCUCAUAUUUCAAAGAAUUGGUCAGAAUAACAAUUUGUGGAGUUAAUAAUCUCAUGAGCUUCCUGUGGAAUUUGUUUGGCAUAACUUCAUUUUCUUUGUGACAGGUUAUGAUGGAUUUUGGAACUGUUGGUGGCUAAAAAAUUGUCUUUAUUUUUAUCAAUUCAACAUUUGCAGACCUAAGGGGAGAUGUAGGGAGAUGCUUCCCUGCUGACUUGCUGUAGCCAGGUUGGGAGGUGAAACAAGUUUUUCUUCUUCUAAUGUGUGGAGGGUUUUUUUUAAGUCCCAGGAAAUUUAUCCAGGGAUUUUUGGGAGAGUGAGCAGGCUUUGGAACAAGCAGAUCCAAGUCCAUGCCAACACCCAGAGAGGAGGAGAAAUAAGCAUUCUGUUUUGUUCCUUUCCCAUCUCUCCUGGUCUCGUCUCCCUUUUCUUUCUUUCUGCUUCCCUGCCUUCCUUUCCAAUCACAGUGUUUUCUGAAUUUUGCCUGGAAAAUGAGAGAACUGAAAGAGGAAGGGAGAAGGAGCAGCAGGCCUCCUGACAAAGGAGACAGUGAGGGGGAAGGAAUGCAGAUGCUCCGUGGGUGCCACAUUGGGGGGCACUAGGCCUAGAGGCAUGCCUUAAGCGAUGGGCACUAAGGAAGUGUAUGUAUUUGAGGGGUUCCCCGUGCCUUGUCUUUUAUUUAGGCCAUUGUCGUGGGUUGUUUCCCCCUUGCAGAGAUGCUUGUUUGUGUUUUUGUUCGUGUUCUGGCCCAGCCCCAAGGUCACCAAAGCAGCAACAGUAGUCCCCUGGAGAAGGAGCUGAAGAACUGUUGGCAGUCACCCAAGGAGCUGGUUUCCAAAGCACAGAGGGCAAAGUUUCAAGAACUUGCCUGUCAAAGUGCCAAGGAAAUGGGGAGCAACUUUGAGAGGAUUCCUGAAGGGAAAGGCCCUUACUCAGUUGGAUGCACAGAUCUUAUGACCGGCCACAGCAUUCAGGGAAGUUUUUUGCGUCUCUAUUACCCAUCCCAAAUUGGUACAAGUGAUGAAGAAACAAUAUGGAUUCCCAAUAAAGAAUAUUAUUAUGGACUAUCUGAUUUUCUGAACAUAAAUCGGACAUUAGGAGGGUUCUUUUUCACAUGCAACUUUGAACUCUGUAUUCAGCAAUUUGCACUGAAAUGGCAUCUCGGGGUUUUGUUGUUGCUGCUGUUGAGCAUAGUAUUUCUACUUGAACAUAGAGGCAGAAUAUGGUGCUUGAGAGGAAAGGAGUGCAGCUAUCUCAAAAGGGAGGUCCAGAGGCUUCAGAACAGCAUUUUUCUUUUUAUUAGAGACCAGUCAUCUUCAGCUACAUAUUACCUUAAUGAGAAACCUGCUUUAGGAGCAAAGGGAGAAGCCUCAGAACUGCACAAGGAGUGGAUCUAUUACAGGAAAUUAAAAGCAGGUGAAGAUGAAGUUGCUUUACGUCAACAACAGGUGCAACAAAGAGCUGAUGAGUGUGUUAGAGCUCUUGACCUCAUGCUUGAUAUUAAUUCCGGAAAACAAAUAGUGAAUGUGCUGCCAUUGAACUUUAACUGGAUGCUUUUAAAGGAUUCUAUUGAUGUACAGAAGAUAGCUGUGAUGGGACACUCUUUUGGUGCUGCUACAACUAUUGAGGCUCUUAGCAAAAAUGUCCAGUUCAAGUGUGGCAUUGCCCUUGAUGCAUGGAUGCUACCCCUUUGUGAAGAAGUGUAUCCUAGAGUUCGUCAACCAUUGCUGUUUAUUAAUUCAGAAAAAUUCCAAUGGGCUUUAAAUAUUCUAGAAAUAAAGAAACUUAACUACAAAGACAGAGAGAGAAAAAUGAUCACUAUCAAAGGAACGGUACAUCAGAGUUUUCCAGACUUUACAUUUUUGACUGGCAACAUUGUUGGAAAGAUUUUUGGACUGAAGGGACAAUUAAAUCCUAAUACAGCCAUUGAUGUUAGCAACAAAGCUUCAUUAGCCUUCUUACAGAAACAUUUAGGUCUCAAUAAAGAUUUUGACCAGUGGGACUCUCUCUUAGAAGGCAAAGGUCAUGAUGUCAUUCCAGGCACCAACAUUGAUCUACCUCCAAUGCCACCUCAGUCCAAACAAUAAAGACAGAAUGGAAAUUGUGGACCCUUUAACAAUUGACAAGGAGCUCUUGAUUGUUGACAGUGCUAUUUGCAAAUUGAGAGCUUGAAGAAUAGUUUUGUAACAUGAAGGCAACUGUGCAGCAAAUUAUAAUUGGUUUAUUGUUAACAUCAGUAUAUGAAGGUGCCACCACUCUGCUAAUUUACUUUCCAGAGCCAAGAAAUAUACCAAGUAAACAUCAGUUAAUAAUGUG
Messenger RNA from Podarcis muralis (Common wall lizard), 3105 nucleotides. Lineage: Eukaryota; Metazoa; Chordata; Lepidosauria; Squamata; Lacertidae. The record is from RefSeq and is a predicted model, not a curated record.